Poecilia latipinna (sailfin molly) is the source of this 1223-nucleotide messenger RNA. Its product is annotated as adenosine receptor A1-like. Gene Ontology annotation, molecular function: G protein-coupled adenosine receptor activity. Lineage: Eukaryota; Metazoa; Chordata; Actinopteri; Cyprinodontiformes; Poeciliidae. Gene Ontology annotation, biological process: G protein-coupled adenosine receptor signaling pathway. Bases 182 to 1210 code for a protein of 342 amino acids. The transcript has 2 exons. The record is from RefSeq and is a predicted model, not a curated record. Gene Ontology annotation, cellular component: plasma membrane; dendrite; synapse.
GUGCAAAGAAAAUUUUAAGCAAUGGUGCAAGACAGGCUAAAAACAAGAAAAAAAUAGAAGUUGCUGCAGCUAAGGACUUCCUCUAAAAGCUUUGCAAGUGCGAGAUGAAUGAUAAGUGGCAGAGUAUGAUCUAACUUUUAGUCUCGCUCAGCAUUAGAACCUCACUCCAUCAACCUGCAACAUGAACCAGUCAGACUCAAACAGCACCACGGAUAUUGAUAUUGAAAUAACGAUUUACACUUUGGUGGAAGUUCUCAUUGCAGUAUGCUGCUGUCUUGGGAAUGCAAUGGUUGUUUUGGCUCUGUGGAAAACAAGAAGCAUCCAGCUGCCCACCUACUGCCUCAUUGUGUCUCUGGCUGUGGCUGACUUUCUUGUCGGAGCUGUGGCCAUACCAAUGGCUGUGCUGGUAGAUGGCCGAGUGAAAACUUCAUUCCACACUUGUCUCUUCAUCAGCUGCGUGGUGAUCCUGCUGACCUUAGUUUCGGUUCUCUGUCUGACGGCCAUUGCUGUGGAUCGAUACCUUCGGCUCUCUCGCCCUUUCUGGUACAAAAGGACAGUAACCUGGAGGUAUUCAUAUUCUGUGGCUGCUGCAUGCUGGCUUUUUGCAGUACCACUGAGUUUCACUCCCAUGCUUGGAUGGAAUCCAGGAUCAGAAAACUUUACUCCCUCUGAUAAUUGCAUGUUCAUAAAGGUGAUCAGCUUGAAUUAUCUGGUCUACUUCAACUUUUUUCUCUGCACCUUAACACCACUGCUGGUGAUGACUGUAUUAUACGCCUAUGUUUUCUGUUACAUUCGAGAAAAUCUCAGAGAGAAACCAGGCAACGGUGCCCAAAACCAGCCAAAGAACCAAUCUCUUUACCUGAGGAAAGAGAAACAGCUGGCAUCAUCUCUGGCUCUUGUCUUGGCUCUGUUUGCGCUGUCCUGGCUUCCACUUCACAUUAUGAACUGCAUUAAUUUAUUUGCAAACCGUGCAACCACAAUUGCUUUCCAUAUCGGCAUUUCUCUUUCUCAUGCUAAUUCGGCAGUAAACCCUGUCGUGUAUGCAUUUAAAAUAAAAAAGAUAAAGAGAGCAUACAUGAACAUCUGGAAACGGUAUACUUAUUGUGAAGCAGAAAGUCAAGGAUCUCAGACCAGCAAAUCUGAUGUUAUGCUCAGCUGCAACAAUAUGAGUGAGACCAAUGACAAUAUGAGUGAGACCAAUGAAAACUAAAGAAGUUUAUCUG